Acanthopagrus latus (yellowfin seabream) is the source of this 1244-nucleotide messenger RNA. Its product is annotated as C-type lectin LmsL-like. Bases 67 to 681 code for a protein of 204 amino acids. Lineage: Eukaryota; Metazoa; Chordata; Actinopteri; Spariformes; Sparidae. The record is from RefSeq and is a predicted model, not a curated record. The transcript has 4 exons.
ACUGGUUACAACAACUGGGAUGGUGGAGACCCAAAUAGUGGAGGAGGAAAAGAAAACUGCGUAAUUAUGGGCAGUACCGGAGGAUGGCAUGAUGUGUCCUGUCAAUCACUCAGGAGUUUUGUUUGUUACACUGCUACAAGCCAAAAUGAGAAAACCUAUGAGUUCAUCUCAGAUUCAAAAACAUGGGAUUCUGCUCAAGCAUACUGCAGAGAACACUACACAGACCUGCCGACGAUCGAGAACUUCGAGGAAAACAAUCACGUGUAUUCUGCAAAACCAGGCAGUGCUCAAGCUUGGAUUGGUCUGUACAGAGUGCCGUGGACUUGGUCCGACAAGACCCAGAGCUCUUUUAGAUUUUGGAGAAGUACCUGCCCAGAUAACUAUGGUGGGAAUCAAUUCUGUGUGGUUGAGAAUCCUCAACAUGAGUGGAAUGAUAUCUACUGUUCGGACAAGUAUCCUUUCAUCUGCCAUCAAGUUUUACGAUUGAAGAGGAUGAUCAAGAUGAAGAUUCAGACUGAUGCCGACUUAACUGAUCCAGCUACUAACAGCCAAAUCCUGAAGCAGGUUGGUGCCGAGCUAACAAGUCAAGGGUGGACUGACUUCAAUCUGCAAUGGAAGAUUCAGCCCAGAAAACAGGAGGAAGAGAAACUCGGGGAAUAUUCAUGCAAUUUACAUUCUUGAUUUUUUUAUCUGCUUUUGGCUUUUUGUGUUGUAAUCCACAAUACUAUUGUUUUCAUAUGGCAGCUUUAUGAUAAGGCAUCUAUUGACUCUGUGGCACACAACUCCCUCAAAAUUGAAGCAAAGUUGACAGUGCCACAUCAGAUUUGUUGAUUAGCUGGGUCUGCUGAAAAAGUUAUCAUUUAUGGCUGCAGACAUUAGCUUCAGGUGAAAAUGGCUAACGUGAUUAAUAACUGUUGUGAGAAAUCUCGUCCAGUUUGUGCUUCCCAGCAAGUUCAUGAAAACUGACGUGCCCCGAAAUGUCUGCUUUCAAAAAUACUAGGUGAUUUUUUAAUCACGGACAGAUGAUCUUUGCUUCUCCGACACACCUCCUACUACGUAACAUGAACUUAAUGUCUGCCCACAAUUCAGAAGAGUAUUUCUGAGGAUAAAUUCAGAGAAAUUUCCACACCUCUAAUAAUCUAAUUAGUUACAGCUUCUCAAAUGUCAAGAUUAGUUGCUUGCUUUGGUCUUAUGUGUUCAGACAUAACUUUGGAUUGAAGACAUUAUAAACAUCAGAAACAUAG